UGAUUUACCUUAAUUAUAUUUUAUUUGAAAUAAUAUUUUUUUACAAGCUAUGCACAAUUAAACCUGUCACGCUAUAGUAGCAAAGUUAUAGAGCUAUGUAUGACGCAAUGUAAAUACUUAGAUAUUUUAUUAGCGUAUCGCGAAUUAUACUCUUGAUUCGUGAAUUUUUAGUUACGGUAAGCGAGUUAAAUAAUAACCACAAUCCACAUCGAGCGGCAGUGCUAUAACUAAGUUUUGUUCUUGGAAAUUCGUGCUGUUUAACUAUGGACAGGAUAAAAACAAUUUGGGCGAAAACUAACCGGUGGCAUCGAACUUUACUGCUGUUUUUUAUUGUGGAGUCGCGACUUCUUCCUGGAGGUCAGGUCGGCUUUGAAUGCAAUGAUCCUGCUCUGUCAUACCCGUUCACUGGUGAUACCAUUAAUUUCAAAUGGCUGUUUGUUGUCACCAUCUUUCUACCACUUAUAAUGAUUCUUCUAGUGGAAAGACAGAAGGACAGAUCGGAGUCGAACAGGGAGCAAGCUUUACAGUGGUACCGAGAGUACCUGUUCGGCUUACUCAUAAACGUCACUGUGGUGCAGAUGUUGAAGCUUAUAGUGGGGUCCCCGAGACCGCACUUCUUUGAAACCUGCCAACCACAAGAAGCUCUGACUUGUAAAGAUUCGGAGUAUGUGCCCUCAUACACAUGUACUCAAGCUCACUGGCUGAAACAGUCCGACAAGAGUUUUCCCUCCGGACACACCUCACUGGCUGUGCACUGCGCUCUCUUCGUCGCUUACUACCUCCACCAUCGAGCCACAGCUGCCCGCUGGGUGACAUACACGCAGGUGUCCAGCGUGCUGGCGGCCGCGGUGUGUGGCGUCUCCCGGAUGACAGACCACAGACACCACUGGUGGGACGUGCUGGCUGGGGUAGUGUUAUCGCUACCGAUACUGGGGUAUACGAUGUUCUAUGGAUGCAGUAACUUCAAAUGCCAAAUACGGAAAGAAGAAAAAUGCGAAGACAAACCUCAGAAAACAGAGGAAUUGAAAAAAGAAGUUGCUUCAUAACGUCAUACACUCUUUUCACCAGUCACCACAAGAUUAUUUAGGGCUUAUAUUUAAAGUUGAGGACUACUUGAAUCUCGAAAUUAGUACAAUGUCAAUUUAAGUAGCCUCUCACUUUAAGCAGUGUUUGAGAUUUUGGGAUUAGGUUACGAUAGCCAGGUCAUCGAACAUGCAUAAAUUCGUUUAUCGUUAUGUCUGUACGCACGCAAAUAUCACAUAACUGAAAACGCUAUGGCUAGUACAUAUAUGCGAGAGAGAGAGAGAGUGAGAGGCGAAGAGCGAAAUAGGUAAAUGGCCGAAUUUCUGCAUGUUCAGUGCCUGGAUAUAUAGCAAAAAACAAUUUCUGUGACACCUACUUCACCGCUAGUCUAUAAGGAAAUGUGAUAUUAUUUAUUUUCCGUGUGCUCCUAGAGUUUGACCAAAAAGCGUCUAUGUAAGAAAUGUCAGUAUUCAAAUGCAAUUAUUUAAUAGAUUUUCUAUUUUUAUAUUUUCUAUAUAUUUUCUAUACCUAUUUAAUUUACUUUCACCUGUUUUGGAUUUUGUUGCUUGUGUCUUAGACGAAAUUUACCUUCAUGAUCAAAACUCGAUACCAUAGAAUAUGAUUCAUAAAUAAGCGAAAUAAAAUCAAAUAUUUUUAAUACUACCAUAUUAAACUCAUGAAAGUCAAUGAAAGUAUGUAAGGAAAUCAACUUAUUAUUAUGUUAGUCAAAUAUACAAUUUUAUUUUAUGAUGCAAUAAAUAUAAAUUUCGC
Aricia agestis (brown argus) is the source of this 1794-nucleotide messenger RNA. Its product is annotated as phospholipid phosphatase 1-like. The record is from RefSeq and is a predicted model, not a curated record. The coding region runs from base 264 to 1046 and encodes 260 amino acids. Gene Ontology annotation, biological process: signal transduction; phospholipid dephosphorylation; phospholipid metabolic process. Lineage: Eukaryota; Metazoa; Arthropoda; Insecta; Lepidoptera; Lycaenidae. Gene Ontology annotation, molecular function: phosphatidate phosphatase activity. The transcript has 6 exons.